Heteronotia binoei (common prickly gecko) is the source of this 2479-nucleotide messenger RNA. It is a transcript of the gene AP3M2, whose product is annotated as adaptor related protein complex 3 subunit mu 2. The transcript is spliced from 9 exons. The coding region runs from base 284 to 1540 and encodes 418 amino acids. The record is from RefSeq and is a predicted model, not a curated record. Gene Ontology annotation, cellular component: cytoplasmic vesicle; clathrin adaptor complex. Gene Ontology annotation, biological process: endocytosis; intracellular protein transport. Lineage: Eukaryota; Metazoa; Chordata; Lepidosauria; Squamata; Gekkonidae.
GGCUAGUGCCGGGAAACUGAGUCUCCCCACCCCCCCACCGCCACCAUUCUUGUCAGUCGAAAGCGAUGGAUGCUACUUGCGGCAGGUGGGAAUAGAAUACUGGCCGUUCACCAAUCGCGGGCGAGAGUUCAUCUAAGUGGGCGGUGCCGAUCCCCCCUCCCCUGAAGCAGAACCGGGUUCUAGAGGAAGCUGCUGGACCAGUGCGGAGAGGCUUGAAGUACCAUUUAGUACUACUUUGGUUGGGCAGAGUGUCUCCAUCAUCCAUCCUCUUCUGGGACCAGCCAUGAUCCACAGCCUCUUCCUAAUUAACUCAUCUGGUGAUAUCUUCCUGGAGAAGCACUGGAAAAGUGUGGUCAGUCGCUCUGUCUGUGACUACUUCUUUGAGGCCCAGGAGCGAGCUUCAGAGGCCGAAAAUGUGCCCCCUGUGAUCCCCACCCCUCACCACUAUCUCUUGAGUGUUUAUCGGCACAAGAUCUUCUUCGUAGCUGUGAUCCAGACAGAGGUGCCCCCGCUUUUUGUCAUUGAAUUCCUUCAUCGGGUUGUGGACACUUUCCAGGAUUAUUUUGGAGUCUGCUCUGAAGUAGUCAUCAAGGACAAUGUUGUGGUGGUCUAUGAGGUCUUGGAGGAGAUGCUGGACAAUGGAUUCCCUCUGGCUACUGAAUCCAACAUUCUGAAAGAGCUAAUCAAGCCACCCACCAUCUUACGAACAGUUGUCAACACAAUUACAGGAAGCACCAAUGUAGGAGAACAACUCCCCACUGGGCAGCUGUCUGUGGUACCCUGGCGACGGACUGGCGUGAAAUACACCAACAACGAGGCCUAUUUUGAUGUGAUUGAGGAAAUAGAUGCUAUCAUUGACAAAUCAGGAUCCACGAUUACAGCUGAAAUUCAAGGGGUGAUCGAUGCCUGUGUGAAACUGACUGGGAUGCCAGAUCUUACUCUCUCCUUCAUGAACCCCAGAUUGCUGGAUGAUGUCAGCUUCCACCCUUGCGUGCGUUUCAAGCGCUGGGAAUCAGAACGAAUCCUCUCCUUCAUCCCUCCUGAUGGGAACUUCCGCCUGCUUUCCUAUCACGUCAGUGCUCAGAACCUGGUGGCGAUCCCUGUUUACAUGAAGCACAACAUCAGUUUCCGAGACAGCAGCUCACUGGGCCGCUUUGAGAUCACAGUGGGUCCCAAACAGACUAUGGGGAAGACUGUGGAAGGGGUGACGGUUACCAGCCAGAUGCCAAAAGGUGUCCUCAACAUGACCCUUACACCUUCACAGGGAACGCACACCUUUGAUCCUGUUACAAAGUUGCUGUCCUGGGAUGUGGGCAAGAUUAACCCCCAAAAGUUACCAAGUUUAAAGGGGACAAUGAGCCUCCAGGCGGGAGCCUCCAAGCCUGACGAGAACCCCACGAUCAACCUGCACUUCAAAAUACAACAGUUGGCCAUUUCUGGAUUAAAAGUGAAUCGAUUGGACAUGUAUGGAGAGAAGUAUAAACCUUUCAAAGGGAUCAAGUACAUGACGAAGGCUGGCAAGUUCCAAGUCCGGACCUAGAAGUUGCUGUGACUCUCACCUCCUCCUCCGCCUGUGACUUCCUGCUCCGCCUCUGCUCCCAUCAUCCCCUGGAGCUGCUGCUUGCUGUGGCCUCUGUGGCUCUUUUCUCCAAACUGGGCAAAUGUGUAUCCAACUGAGAUUUCAAAGCUCCUAAGUGGGAGAGGAGAGCAAACGAGGGGAAACGGUGACAUAGCUGAAGAGUCACUGGCUAAUUUUCCCCCCUCUGGUAGAAUUCAGUGCCCUUCUUUCUCCCUUUGUGGCUGGUGUUUAGCUGUUUUCCUUCACAGCCCUAAGGGUUUGGAAGGAGUUGCUGCCAGGACGAUAUGAUAAGGGGAGCUGAGAGAAUCCCCCUCCAUGUAUUCUUCCCUUGGUACACAGGACUCUCUCUUCCCCACCCCAAAAAAAUGCUUAGAAGAGAAUUGCUGCUGCAAUCCAGCGAAGAGCCUGCUGUGAAAGACGGAAGGGGUGUUGUCCUCAUACCUGUACUCAGUCAAGUCCCUGGCUUUGGUAAAAUGUUUUGAUUGGGGGAGAGGCUGUAAGCAGGUUUUCAGGGAGCUGAAAGAAGCAUCCUGGCCCAUACUGAGAAUGCUCACCCUAUGGCUCUCUUUAGAAAACAAGAUAGUGCUUUGGAAACCCACUUAACUGGACGGCUGACAACACAGCCUUUCCCAUACCACCUUCAGCUCUCUUUAAUGUGAGCGGGAGGAGAGGGAAUCAAGCUGUGUAUAUCUCUAAUGUGAUGUCUGGCUAAGGAAAUGGGGUGUAUCGGUGUAUGAGUGUGUGCACACGUGCUUCAGCUGCUGCAGUGCAGCUCCUCCUCCUGCAUGCAGGUGUGUGUCAUGUGCUUCCAGCCACCCUCCUUCCCCUCUUUCUUUCAUGCAUUGUUUCUGUACAGUUAGAUUAUAGCUAUGUGCUGGUGCCUUCUGCUCUGAGCCUCUA